Molecule: messenger RNA, 2672 nt
Organism: Pteropus alecto (black flying fox)
Lineage: Eukaryota; Metazoa; Chordata; Mammalia; Chiroptera; Pteropodidae
Gene: ZNF784
Product: zinc finger protein 784
Exons: 3
Coding region: 1089-2048 (319 amino acids)
Biological process (GO): regulation of transcription by RNA polymerase II
Cellular component (GO): nucleus
Molecular function (GO): DNA-binding transcription factor activity, RNA polymerase II-specific; RNA polymerase II transcription regulatory region sequence-specific DNA binding
Source: RefSeq, a predicted model, not a curated record
GAUAGUAUAGGUUAUGUUGCUGUAAUAAACACCCCAAAACUCAGUGGCUUGACACAACAAAUGUGUAUUUUAAAUGUAUGUCUCCGAGGAAGAUCAGCACCAGGUUGUGUUCACUGUAGAUACUCUGGAACUUAAGCUGGUUGGAAACUUAACGUCAACGAGCAGAUCCCUAAGCAUAGAAUGACAGAAAUGGAAUGUGGUGACCCAUUCCUGACUCUCACUAUGAGCUGAAGUUGACAUACAUUGCUAUCGCACUGGCCAAAGAAAAGUACAUGGCCUCGUCUAACUGCAAAGAGAAAUGCAAUCUUACCACAUUCCCAGGAGGAGAAAUGGGGAAUUUAGGAUAGAUCGUAAUGUUUAGGCACCUCCUAUGAUGCCUUUCCACAAAAAACAUGUAAGAGUGUCCCAAAAGUCUUCCACAUCUCUUUUCUCACUGAGUUUUCACAACAGCUUUACAGUUUUACACAUGAGAAAUUGUAUACAUGGUCCAAAGAAGUAUAGUGACUUAUCCAAGAUCACACUGCCAGGCCACGCAAGGAAUAAGUAAGUGGAUGGCCAAGAGCCCAGGCCUGUCCUUGGUGCUGCCGAAAACGCCCGUCUUUUCCCAAACGUCACACCGACCUGCGGAUUUGGGCUGCAUCCCAGCACCAUCAGUGUUGCUGUUUCCAGAAAAUCUUUCUGUAAACGGACUUAGAAAUCCGUACAUUCGUAAACUUUGCAUCACUGCGUUAUCAUGAGCCAUGCAGAGAAGGUGACGACAAAAACAUGUAGUAUGAACAGAGAACAAAGGUUAUUAAAUUCUGGUGAGGGUCAACUGACAGCCAGGAGUCUACCAAUUUCGGUUAAACAGAGAAAUUCGAGUUAGCUCGCAGCUCCCCAGCGCCCCACGCAGGCUUUCUCCUUGCGGAGGAGUGUACCAAGUAAUUAGGAAGGAAAGCUAUCUUUUCCUCCCGGAGUUAGGGGACCCAGGCCACCUGGAAGCCCCGCCCCGCCCUCCAGGGCGCCUGCGCCGUGGCUCUGACGGCCGUCCGAACCCCACCCCCUUCCAGAGCGACCACUGGCUUUGGGGGGCGGGGCCUGGGCACAAGAUGGCUGCCGCGCGCCCGGAGUCCCUGAGUCCGAACUCUGCGGCCCCAGAGCCGCGAUCCCCGGAGCCGCCGGACGUGGUCCUGGUGCCUGAUGACAACCGCCCCGCCACACCCCCGACUGACCUCAUCGAGAUCCAGGUGGUGAAGGUGACAGACACCACGCUAGUACCUGAGCCCCCCGAGCCAGGUUCUCUUCACUGUGCCUUGUGCCCAGCUGCUUUCCGGCUGGUCUCUGAGCUGCUGUUCCAUGAACAUGGCCAUCUGGCAGGGGCUGAGGGCGGCGGGCAGGGUGGGGACCGAAGCCGGUGUCAUGUGUGUGGCCACAGCUGCCCGGGACCCGCCAGCCUCCGCGCUCACUACAGCUUGCACACCGGAGAGCGCCCCUACCGCUGCCCCCUCUGCCCCAGGGCCUUCAAGGCCCUGGCGCCCCUGCUGCGGCACCAGCAUCGGCAUGGGGUGGAGCCAGGGACCUCUCAGAGGCCCCCAGAGGCAGCGGUGGCGGCUCGGGAACAGGGGCCCUGGGUGCCCGCAGAGCGGUCGGAGGUGGUGAUGGCAGCGGCAGCUGCGGGCGCGGCGGUGGGGAAGCCCUUCGCCUGCAGGUUCUGCGCCAAACCUUUCCGCCGCUCCUCGGACAUGCGCGACCACGAGCGCGUGCACACGGGCGAGCGGCCCUACCACUGCGGUGUCUGCGGCAAGGGCUUCACACAGUCCUCGGUGCUGAGCGGCCACGCCCGCAUCCACACGGGCGAACGCCCCUUCCGCUGCGCCCUCUGCGAUCGCACUUUCAACAACUCGUCCAACUUCCGCAAGCACCAGCGCACUCACUUCCACGGCCCGGGUCCCGGACUUAGAGACUCUGGAAGCCAGCUGGCAGCGGGGGCGGAGGGGCCAGGGCAUGGUUGUGGAGCGGGAAACACUGUGGAAGAGACAACCACAGUGAAGGCGGAGGUCGACCAGUAGUCUGGGAGAGGAGGGACACUGGGCGUCAAUAUGGGAGAAUUCUGGACUGUCUUGGGGCCUCGGGUGGAAUAGAUGGAACCUCUUGCCUACCUCACUGGGUCGUACUGAACAUGGGACACCUACUCACCCACCCUCAGGCAGAAGACGCCAGCCAGGUCCUCCACAGAGACUGGGAUCCCAUCGCCUAGAAGCCAGAGGGUCCCCAAGUCAUAGCCAAGAGCACUUGAGCCUCAAGGAUGUCAUUGUGACCAACCAUAAGGAUCUUGACUCCAAGAGCUGCUACCCCUUCUCCCAUGGUGGUCCCUCCUUUGCCCACCAGACUCCUCUUCCCAGGCAACCGAAGCCCAGACAGCAAACAGGCCCUCCUAAAGUUUUAGUCUCAGAGCCUACGGCUCCCAGGUCUACAAAAUAGCCUCAGGUUUCUGUAACUUCCUCCACUCCCAAUCAGAAGCAAAGGGCAUAGUGCCUAGUUCCAGGCUAUCCCAAGGAAGGGUUAGCAGAUGGCGACAUGGUGGCUGGGCGGCAUGUAGUGGUGUGCAGUGAGAGUGGGGGUGAGAGAGGACUUAGGCACUGGAGGUGGGAAGUCUCCAGUUCUGUCCCUAUUAAAGGACUUUCUGAAGGCUU